Molecule: messenger RNA, 504 nt
Organism: Teleopsis dalmanni
Lineage: Eukaryota; Metazoa; Arthropoda; Insecta; Diptera; Diopsidae
Product: plant intracellular Ras-group-related LRR protein 7-like
Exons: 2
Molecular function (GO): protein binding
Source: RefSeq, a predicted model, not a curated record
AUAUAUUUUAUAUAACAAUUUAUAUCAGAUAAAUAAUACCUAAAAACACUUUUGACUAAUAAAAUGAUAAAAGCAUAUGAUUUCUUUAAUGAGCGUUACGUUCGCUGCAUUUGUGGAGAUGUCUUGGAUAGCAGAGCGAAUAUAUUAAAUUUGUCUAAACACUCUCUGAAAGAAGUACCAGAGAUGAUAAGAGAAUAUAGUUUCUUAGUAAAACUAUAUUUGCACGUAAAUGAAAUAAGUACUCUACCAUCAAUUUCCAAUCUAACAAAUUUGAAAAUCUUAACAUUGGAUUUUAAUCAACUUCAAGAGUUUCCAGUUGCUGUUUGUAGUUUAGAAAACUUACGUUUUCUCAAUAUUAGUCACAAUAAUAUAGAAGAGAUACCAAAAGAAAUCGGAGAACUGAAAUUCUUGGAAGUAUUGUGGUGUAAUCAUACAGGUCUCAUGAGCAUAGCAGAAGAAAUUGGUAGUUGUAUAACACUGGACACACUGGGAGCACGAGGAAAU